Molecule: messenger RNA, 1974 nt
Organism: Melanotaenia boesemani (Boeseman's rainbowfish)
Lineage: Eukaryota; Metazoa; Chordata; Actinopteri; Atheriniformes; Melanotaeniidae
Gene: ankrd6a
Product: ankyrin repeat domain 6a
Exons: 15
Coding region: 21-1928 (635 amino acids)
Molecular function (GO): protein binding
Source: RefSeq, a predicted model, not a curated record
UGUCUCUGAGAUCUUCUGACAUGGAAAACUACCUGUGCAAGGGUUCAGGACACCAGACGGUGCUGCAUCGCUGUGCCAUGGUGGGGAACCGUGAAACCAUGGCUGCUCUGAUUGAUGGAGGCUGUGCUGUGGACCUGCAGGACAGAGACGGAAACACCGCGCUUCAUGAGGUGUCCUGGCACGGAUUCUCCAGAUGUGUCAAACUGCUUGUCAAGGCCGGAGCUGACGUCCACAUCAGGAACAAGGCAGGAAACACACCACUUCACCUUGCGUGCCAGAAUGCACACGCGCAGACUGCUCGCCUUCUGGUUCAUGGAGGUUCUGAUCCAGAAGCCAAGAACAACGUGGGCGACACCUGUCUGCACAUGGCUGCUCGCUACAACAACCCCAACCUGCUGAAGAUCCUGCUGGGUUCAGGCUGCUGUAUGGCAGAGAAAAACCAGGGAGGAGACACGGCUCUCCACGUUUCUGCUGCUCUCAACCACAAGAAAACAGUUCAGCUCUUACUGGAGGCUGGUGCUGAUGGUAGGAUCAGAAACGCAGCUGGAAAAACAGCUCUGGACAAGGCCCGAGACAACCAUCACAAAGAAGUGGCUCUGCUCCUGGCCAACGCUCCUCAGGUGCGCUACCUGAGAGGAAGAACAACGAGGAGACCGAAGCUGAGAGCAGGACCCAGCCCGACUGUCACCAGAACAGAACCACAGCCCGACAGGGAGGUCACCAGCUCGGUGGAGGAUGCCGCCUGCAGCAGACAACCUGAGCUCAGAGCAGCCAGCAGGGUUCCGAACGAAUCAGACCUCCCUGAAGGCAGCAGUCACUUCCACACGUUGAAGGAAGGAGGAGACGGUUCUACUCCGAGUGGGAAAACCUAUCAGCUGUACACUCUGUACCGAGACAAGGACGGAAAAAUCCGACAGAUUCCGGCCGGCAGCUGCUGCUGCGAACCGCUGCUGAAGACGCUGGAGGGGCAGAUGGUGUCCACUCAGGAGGACAUGAGGCAGGACGUCCUAAAUGUCCAGCAGAAGCUCAGCAGACGGCUGGACAAGAUGGACCGCAGGACCAGGCACCAGCUCAAAGUGUUGGACAUGCUGACUCAGGAGAGAGCAGCAGCUGAGAAGAAGAAGAUGAUCUACAGGAUGGAGCAGAGAGCUGCAGAGGGAAGAGCUGAAGUUCUGAUGACUCAGACAGCUCUGAGACAUGAGCUGAUGAGCUGGUGUCUGUCCCAGCUGGAGGACAUGGACGUCCCGGUUCCGGCUGAAGCCCACUAUCACAAACUUCUGCUGUCUCCGUCUGUGGAGCAGUCUGACCUGGAAUCAGUCCCUCUGCUGUCUGGAGACAGCAGCGCUUCUCUGGCUACACACAUCAACACCCAGGAGUCCCGAUCCGAACCGGAGCAGACGGGAAGCAGAACUUACUUCGAAAUGAAGGUGGACAGAUGUUCAGAUGAGAGCUUGAACAGAACUUCUCUCCCUCCUCCUGCUGAGCGCGCCACAGACCUCUUGCUGGUCUCUGCUGCCCCCACCUGGCAGUCUUCAGGACUGCAGGACAGCCUGGCAUCAGCAGCCAGUGAUGGGGGGGCCUCCAGCAGCAGCAGGUCCAGCAUCAGCCACCAGAAACCGGCAGUGACCAUACAGCAGGAGCCCAGCAGACCUACUGACAGCACCACGGUCCUGGAGUUUUACAUGGAUCGACCCGCUGAUCCCACUUUCAGCCAGCAGAGGAACAACCUGCAUGCCAUUGAGGUGACUCAGCGGUUCUUUGACACCGUGUCGGCUCAGUUGGAGCACUGGUGCCACAGAAAGAUCCUGGAAGUGGAGCAGCAGACGGCACUCAGGACCCAGCUGGACAGGAAGGAGCUGGUGCAGCGAAUCAGCAUGCUGGAGGAGGAGCUCCACAGACUGAAGACCAAUCAGAACGAAGAGAACUGAGGGCCAGAUCGGCUACAACAUCCAACAGCUCUGAGGAUGGUGUAGA